AUGAAGGCCGGCGUCUUCAUAGCCGUGUUGGUCUGCGCUUGCGCGAAGAUGGUUCGCUCUGAUUCCGUGCCCUUCAUCACGCCAUGCUACGCGAAGGACAGAGCGUGCUUGAGGUCUUCCGCUCAGCGGGCGCUGCCGGCGAUAGCGGCGGGUCUCCCGGGGCUGGGCGUGCGCAGCCUGGACCCGAUGCUCGUGGAACGCGUGCUUGCCUCUCAGGCCGGCCUGUCCAUGGACUUCACUAAUACGACAGUGCGAGGUCUGAGGCAUUGCCGGGUCUUGGACGUACAGAUGCGCGAUGUUGGCAGACGCCGCGGCCGCGAGAUGUCAGUGGAGCUACAAUGCUCCGUGGUGCUGGAGGGCGACUACCACCUCGACGGGCGCCUCCUGCUCUUCCCUAUUCAGGGCAAAGGUCCCUACAAAAUCAUCAUACGCGACAUCGUGGUGAAAGUUACCCUCGACACCGGAGAGCGCGUGGCUGACGGACACCACUACUGGACGGUGUUGGGGUGGAAGCACAGCGCCCACGUGCUCACGAAUGUCCACUACCGCUUCGACAAUCUCUUCAACGGCGACAAGGGGCUAGCCCAAACGGUGACGCGAUUCGCCAACUCGAACUGGAGGAACAUUUUCAACGAACUGUCGCCGCCCAUAGUGAAGGCGAUCGUCGCCAAGAUCGUCCGCGAAACGUCCAAGCUCUUUGACAGGGUGCCAAUUAGGGAACUUUCUCUCGACUGA
Leptosia nina is the source of this 735-nucleotide messenger RNA. NCBI's taxonomy places the organism in Eukaryota, Metazoa, Arthropoda, Insecta, Lepidoptera, Pieridae. The record is from the annotation of a GenBank genome assembly.